Molecule: messenger RNA, 1420 nt
Organism: Capra hircus (goat)
Lineage: Eukaryota; Metazoa; Chordata; Mammalia; Artiodactyla; Bovidae
Gene: MAPK13
Product: mitogen-activated protein kinase 13
Exons: 12
Coding region: 90-1190 (366 amino acids)
Biological process (GO): protein phosphorylation; MAPK cascade
Cellular component (GO): nucleus; cytoplasm
Molecular function (GO): ATP binding; MAP kinase activity
Source: RefSeq, a predicted model, not a curated record
GGGCACCGCGGGCGGGGGCCAGGUGCUGGGAGCCCGGCGGGCCGCGAGCGCAGCCACCGCGCUGGGGCCGCCGACACCGAGUGCCCGGGAUGAGCUUCACCCGGAAAAAGGGCUUCUACAAGCAGGACGUCAACAAGACCGCCUGGGAGCUGCCCAAGACCUACGUGUCCCUGACGCACAUAGGCAGCGGGGCCUAUGGCUCCGUGUGCUCAGCCAUCGACAAGCGGUCAGGGGAAAAGGUGGCCAUCAAGAAGCUGAGCCGGCCCUUCCAGUCCGAGAUCUUUGCCAAGCGGGCUUAUCGGGAGCUGCUGCUGCUGAAACACAUGCAGCAUGAGAACGUCAUUGGGCUCCUGGAUGUCUUCACCCCAGCCUCCUCCCUGCGCAACUUCCAUGACUUCUACCUGGUGAUGCCCUUCAUGCAGACGGACCUGCAGAAGAUCAUGGGGAUGGAGUUCAGUGAGGACAAGAUCCAGUACCUGGUGUACCAGAUGCUCAAGGGUCUUAAGUACAUCCACUCAGCUGGGGUCGUCCACAGGGACCUGAAGCCGGGCAACCUCGCUGUGAACGAGGACUGCGAGCUGAAGAUCUUGGAUUUUGGGUUGGCACGGCAUACGGAUGUGGAGAUGACGGGUUACGUGGUGACCCGCUGGUACCGGGCCCCUGAGGUGAUUCUCAGCUGGAUGCGUUACAACCAGACCGUGGACAUCUGGUCUGUGGGCUGUAUCAUGGCAGAGAUGCUGACAGGGAAGACGCUGUUCAAGGGGAAAGACUACCUGGACCAGCUGACCCAGAUCCUGAAAGUGACUGGGGUGCCGGGCGCCGAGUUUGUGCAGAAGCUGAAUGACAAGGCGGCCAAAUCCUACAUCCAGUCCCUGCCACAAAGCCCCAGAAAGGAUUUCUCUCAGCUCUUCCCACGUGCCAGCCCCCAGGCCACAGACCUGCUGGAGAAGAUGCUGGAGCUGGACGUGGACAAGCGCCUGACGGCCUCGCAGGCCCUUGCCCACCCCUUCUUUGAGCCCUUCCGGGACCCUGAGGAGGAGACAGAGGCCCAGCAGCCGCUCGAAGAUUCCUUAGAACGCGAGAGACUCACAGUGGACGAAUGGAAGCAGCACAUCUACAAGGAGAUUGUGAACUUCAGCCCCAUUGCCCGGAAGGACUCUCGGCGCCGGAGUGGCAUGAAGUUGCAGUGACCCUUCUAGCCCGACCCUCGGCUGAGCCCAGGAAUGGCCUCGUGGUACCACCUGGCAGGCACUGCCCCUGGGACCAAUAUUUAUUUAUCACUACUAAAGUCUGAACCUGUCUUGGAUUAUAGCCUUCCAAGCAGAGGAUGGAGGGCUUGUGUAGGAAACAGGCCUAGUUUCCUAGACGCAGAAUUCGGAGUUGUUGGCUGGGAAAAUUAAAGCACAUGAUGUGGAGAAUU